Molecule: messenger RNA, 1530 nt
Organism: Photinus pyralis (common eastern firefly)
Lineage: Eukaryota; Metazoa; Arthropoda; Insecta; Coleoptera; Lampyridae
Product: luc7-like protein 3
Exons: 3
Coding region: 246-1163 (305 amino acids)
Molecular function (GO): 5'-3' exonuclease activity; 3'-5' exonuclease activity
Source: RefSeq, a predicted model, not a curated record
UUAAAUAGUGUAGCUGCAAACCUAAACGAGGUCGAAUGUCAAACAGGAAGUUUAUUGAUCGGCUACCAUCAUUGUUCUUGUCACCGUACUGACGAAAAAUUUGCUGGGUUUUUGUGGAAACGACUGACGACAGCGAAUAAAAGUGGUUUGCUUGCGUAAAAUUGGUGGCCAUAUUGGUAUCCAGGUUCCAUUCGAGUUUCCUCAAUAAGCAGGUCUCACACACACACACUCGUUAAAUCACAGAGAUGAACCCGUCAGGGGGCGGGUUCAAUAAUCCGCCACCACCCGGAACAGAAGUAUGCUCCGAUUUUGAAGACGAUUACGGCAAAACGCCUGUAGAGGAUUUGGCCAAAAGUAAAGUGGAGGAAUUACGUAAAGUUCUCUUAGAGUACGAGGGUGAGUCAUCCGCCGCCUCAUCGAAAAUUAAGAGCGAGUCCGGCGAAGACACAAAAAGUAAAAUCGAUCGAAUUGAUCCAUUUUUAAAAAACCCCGAGUAUUUGGAGUACGAAAAGCGUCGACACUCGCGAGACCGAUCUCGACAUCAUAGACGCUCGCACAGUAGAUCUAGACAUUCGGACAGACGUAAGAGGAGCAAUCGUAGCAGAUCGCGAGAGGGACGGCAUAGACGGACGCGGUCGCGUGACCGCCGAAGUCGCAGACAUCGGAGUACGUCGUCUAGCAGAAGCAGGCAUGGCAAAUCGAAACGGGAGAAGCGUCACAAACGGUCGCGAAGUCGCAGGCGCUCCCGGUCCAGAACCCGUCGGCAUAAGAAGUCACAUCGUGACGAGGUUAAAUCCGAUUCCGAGAGAGAAGAUCCUGCGAACACGUCGGGCGAGAUCGAGGAGGAAGACGAGCCGGCAUCUAAGGAGAACGCGUUUAAGAACGACGGCUCAUUUUUGGAAAUGUUUAAAAAGAUGCAGGAGGAGCAGCAGAAAGCUACCGAACAGGCGGGCUCUAGCGAGCCAGUGCCGAUGAUACCGCCAAUCGCAAAGCGUAGAGGCGGUCGCAUACUUAAAACUGGUUUGGUGGAAAAGACAAAAGUGAUAGACGAGUUUAUGCAGGGUGAUGGAAUGGACGCUUGGUCGGUUUAUAUGAAGGAAGUAAAGCGGUACAAGGAGGCGUGUUGUGAUGACGAUUCCAAAACCAGACCUUUAGUUAAAUAGAGUGUUAUAUUUUUUUUAAUUAGAUUUACCGUUUAUUAAAAGUAUUAGAGGACGUUAACUAUCGGAAGAUUAGCAGGCAUUGUUGGUCUUAUGGGGAUAGGCUAAUGAAACACGGCUGUUCAUUGGUCCUAUUCGUGCUCAUAAUUGUGUAAAAUCUGUAAGAGUUGUAUAUUAAUUAAUUUUGCGAGAUUAAUAUUGAGUACUGAAAAACUGUGUUCCUUGGGAAGAAAUCAGCAAACGAAUAGAACAGUGUUAACAGAACGCUAGAAGUUUGAACCGGACUUAAAAAGUGUACUAAUUGAAGGUAAUACUAAAAUCGUUUUAACUCUGGUUCAUUCUUUUAUUAGUUUAGUGAAAUACAUUUCCA